Molecule: messenger RNA, 4713 nt
Organism: Medicago truncatula (barrel medic)
Lineage: Eukaryota; Viridiplantae; Streptophyta; Magnoliopsida; Fabales; Fabaceae
Product: pleiotropic drug resistance protein 2
Exons: 20
Coding region: 180-4586 (1468 amino acids)
Cellular component (GO): membrane
Molecular function (GO): ATP hydrolysis activity; ATP binding; ABC-type transporter activity
Source: RefSeq, a predicted model, not a curated record
CACUUCACCAAUUGGACUAUCAUUCAUCUAAUCCAUCACAUCCUUUCCAAUUAUGGAGACAAUAAAAUACCUCAACCCUUCCAACUUCCACACAUAAAGUUUUGUGGUACUACUAUCAAAAUUUCCCUACCAACACCUACCUAUUAGAAUUUUCAUUAAUACUCCAAACACAAGCAAAAAUGGAGGAAGGGUUAGAUAAAGAUGAUGGUUUGAGAUCAAUAAGCAGCCUAAGGAUGAACAUUGGAUCUUCAAGUAGUAGAAGUUGGACAUCAACAAGUGUUCCAGCUGAAGUAUGGAGUGGUGAUCAAGUGUUUGAGAGGAAGAAUAAGAAGGAAGAUAUUGAUGAUGAAGAAGAGCUCAAGUGGGCAGCCAUAGAGAGGCUUCCUACUUUUGAAAGGCUAAGGAAAAGCAUUGUGAAACAAGCUAUAGAUAGUGGGAGAUUUAGUUAUGAAGAGGUUGAUAUAUCCAAGCUUGGUAUUCAUGAUAAGAAUAAACUCAUGGAUGGUAUACUAAGAACUAUUGAAGAAGAUAAUGAAAAGUUUCUCCUUAAGAUGAGGGAGAGGAUUCAUAGGGUUGAUAUAGAUAUACCAAAAGUUGAAGUGAGAUUUGAGAACUUGUUUGUUGAAGGAGAUGCAUUUAAUGGAAGCAGAGCAUUACCAACACUUGUAAAUUCCACCAUGAAUGCGAUUGAGGGAGUACUUGGAGCAAUCAAGCUUCUACCUUCAAAGAAAAGUGUCAUCAAAAUCCUAAAAGGUGUUAGUGGAAUUGUCAGGCCAGCAAGAGUGACAUUGCUAUUGGGACCUCCUGGAUCAGGAAAAACUACACUGCUGCAGGCACUUGCUGCUAAACUGGACAGAGAUUUAAGGGUAUCAGGAAGAGUCACUUACUGUGGUCAUGAGUUAUCAGAAUUUGUUCCUCAAAGAACAUGUGCAUAUAUUAGUCAACAUAAUCUUCAUCAUGGAGAGAUGACAGUAAGAGAGACUUUGGAUUUUUCGGGACGAUGCUUGGGAGUUGGAACAAGGCAUGACCUACUUGUCGAAACAACAAGGAGAGAAAAGCAAGCAGGAAUCAAACCUGAUCCAGAUAUAGAUGCAUUCAUGAAAGCCACAGCAAUGAGAGGUCAAGAAACAAGUUUGAUCACAGAUUAUGUUCUUAAGAUUCUUGGAUUGGAAAUGUGUGCUGAUACUAUGGUGGGAGAUGAGAUGAGAAGGGGAAUAUCCGGGGGAGAAAAAAAGCGGUUAACUACGGGUGAGAUGCUGGUAGGACCUGCAAAAGUUUUCUUAAUGGAUGAGAUCUCGACCGGUCUAGAUAGUUCUACAACCUUCCAAAUAGUCAGAUUCUUGAGACAGCUAGUUCAUAUCAUGGAUGUUACAAUGAUAAUCUCUCUUUUACAACCUGCACCAGAAACAUUUGAUCUUUUUGAUGACAUAAUCUUACUUUCAGAAGGUCAGAUUGUCUACCAAGGUCCUCGCGAACACGUUCUCAAUUUUUUUGAGAGCGUUGGAUUCAAAUGCCCGGAAAGGAAAGGAGUUGCAGAUUUCUUACAAGAGGUUACUUCUAGAAAGGAUCAAGAGCAGUACUGGUUCAUAAGGGACAAAACAUACCAUUAUAUCAGCGUUCCCGAGUUUGUAACUCACUUCAACAAUUAUAGCAUUGGACAACAGCUUUCUGAAGAGCUAGGUGUUCCUUAUGACCGUGCGAAAACUCAUCCUGCUGCAUUGGUUAAGGAUAAAUUUGGAAUCUCAAAACUAGAACUCUUCAAGGCAUGUUUUGCAAGAGAGUGGCUACUGACAAAGCGUAGCGCUUUUAUAUAUAUAUUUAAGACUACUCAGAUCAUGAUCAUGUCUUUGAUUGCUAUGACAGUGUUUUUUAGAACAGAAAUGAAAUAUGGUCAUCUUGAAGAUGGGAGAAAAUUUUAUGGUGCAUUAUUCUUCAGUUUGAUUAAUAUAAUGUUCAAUGGAAUGGCUGAGCUUGCAAUGACUAUUUUUAGACUUCCUGUUUUCUUCAAGCAGAGAGAUUUGUUAUUUUAUCCUGCUUGGGCUUUUGCACUUCCCAUAUGGAUCCUUAGAAUCCCUCUCUCUUUUCUGGAGUCAGGAUUAUGGGUUGUCCUUACUUAUUAUACCAUAGGGUUUGCUCCAGCUGCAAGUAGAUUUUUUCGUCAGUUAUUAGCAUUCUUCUGCGUUCAUCAAAUGGGUCUAUCUCUGUUCCGAUUCAUUGCUGCUCUUGGAAGAACAAUGGUUGUAGCAAGUACAUUUGGCACCUUUAUGCUGCUACUUGUUUUCUUACUUGGUGGCUUCAUUAUCGCCAGAGAUGACAUUGAACCAUGGAUGAUAUGGGGCUAUUAUGCUUCUCCUAUGAUGUAUGGUCAGAAUGCUAUUGCCAUCAAUGAGUUCCUUGACAAAAGAUGGAGUGCACCAAAUUUAGAUCCAAGAAUUCCUGAACCUACAGUUGGGAAGGCUCUUCUCAAGGCUAGAAGCAUGUUUACAGAAGAUUAUUGGUACUGGAUUUGUAUUGGUGCUCUCUUAGGCUUUUCACUGCUCUUCAACAUUUGUUUUAUCAUCGCCCUCACAUUUUUGAAUCCAUUUGGAGAUUCUAAAUCCAUUGCUCUAGAAGAGGAAAAUGAGAAAAAGGAAGCAACAAAUGAGAGUUAUGCUUCAAAAUCUAAAUUGUUGGAAAGCAUUGAAAUGGCAGAAAGAAAUACCUUAGAGAGUCCAAUUCUCAAAGCAGACACUGCAACAACCAAGAGGGGGAUGGUGUUACCUUUCAGGCCACAAUCACUUGCAUUUGAUCGCGUAAAUUACUACAUCAAUAUGCCAGCCGAAAUGAAAAAACAAGGAAUUGAAGAGGGUAGACUCCAAUUACUAAGAGAUGUAAGUGGUGCUUUCAGGCCUGGAGUACUAACGGCAUUAGUUGGUGUAACUGGUGCUGGAAAAACCACACUAAUGGAUGUUCUUGCUGGAAGAAAAACUGGUGGUUAUAUUGAAGGGAGCAUUAGCGUAUCUGGUUAUCCAAAGAACCAAGCAACUUUUGCACGAAUCAGUGGAUACUGUGAACAAAACGAUAUUCACUCUCCAAAUCUUACAGUCUAUGAAUCUAUUGUUUUUUCAGCUUGGCUACGUCUCAGUAAGGAGGUCAACAAAGAAACACAGAAGAUGUUUGUUGAGGAAGUUAUGAAGCUUGUUGAGCUACAACCAGUGAGGAAUUUUUUAGUAGGCCUUCCUGGCAUAGAUGGUUUAUCAACAGAACAAAGAAAGAGACUCACCAUUGCUGUAGAAUUGGUUGCCAAUCCUUCAAUCAUCUUUAUGGAUGAGCCUACAUCAGGCCUUGAUGCCAGAGCUGCAGCAAUUGUUAUGCGUACUGUCAGAAAUACAGCGGAUACAGGGAGAACUGUGGUCUGCACAAUUCACCAACCAAGCAUUGAUAUAUUUGAAUCUUUUGAUGAGCUGCUUUUGAUGAAGAGAGGAGGACAAAUAAUAUACAGUGGUCCCCUUGGACAACAAUCUCAGAAGCUUAUUAAGUACUUUGAGGCUAUUCCAGGAAUACCUAGGAUUAAAGAUGGACAUAAUCCUGCCACAUGGAUGUUGGAGAUCAGUUCUCCAAUAGUUGAGUCUCAGCUUAGUGUAGACUUUGCAGAUUUGUAUAUUAAGUCAGAAUUGUAUCAGACGAAUGAAGAACUUAUUAAAGAGCUAAGUGCACCAGUACCAGGAACAAAAGAUAUUAAUUUCGCUACUAAACACUCCCGUUCUUUUAUUACUCAAUGCAAAGGUUGCUUCUGGAAACAGCGAUGGUCCUACUGGAGGAAUCCUCAAUAUAACGCCACCCGGUUCUUUAUGUCACUAACUGUAGGUGUCAUUUUUGGACUCGUUUUCUGGAACAAAGGAGAUAAAAUACACAAGGAACAGGAUCUUUUGAAUUUAACAGGAGCUAUGUAUUCAGCUAUUUUAUUUCUUGGAGCCACCAACACUUCCUCGGUUCAACCUGUCGUAGCAGUAGAAAGAACAGUCUUCUACCGUGAAAGAGCCGCCGGAAUGUACUCAGCUCUCCCUUAUGCAAUUGCUCAGGUAGCAAUAGAAUGUAUAUACGUUGCAAUCCAAACACUAGCGUAUACCCUUAUCCUUUACUCAAUGAUGGGGUUCCCUUGGCAAGCUGACAAGUUCAUCUGGUUCUACUACUUUAUAUUCAUGUCCUUUGUCUACUUCACACUUUAUGGAAUGAUGACUGUGGCUCUGACACCGAACUACCAAAUUGCUGCAAUUGUUAUGUCCUUCUUUCUAAUGUUCUGGAACAUAUUCUCAGGUUUCGUGAUCCCCAAAUCGCAAAUUCCAAUAUGGUGGAGAUGGUAUUAUUGGGCGUGUCCGACUGCUUGGACCGUAUAUGGUCUACUGACAUCACAGUUGGGUGACAAAGAGACUCUAAUUGAGGUACCUGGAGCUGGAACAAUAUCAGUAAAAGCAUACCUCAAGAAAGAGAUGGGCUUUGAAUAUGACUUCCUUGGAGCUGUUGCUGUGGCUCACGUUGCUUUUGUAGUUAUGUUUCUUUUUGUAUUUGCUUAUGGCAUCAAAGUCUUUAAUUUCCAGAAGAGGUAAAUAAUACAGAAUGAAAAACAGAAAGAGCCAAUAGAAAUGAAGAACAAAUGAAAGAGAGAUAUUUAAACUUAAAGAUUUCUGUAUCAUAAAUAGCUUGAAUAAACAAAUAUAUUUUUGGCUUUCAUUA